AUCAAUCGGGUUUUCAUGAGUGUUUUUCCACGUUCACGGCACAGAAGAAGGGUCAAACUACCAUCAGGGUCAUAAAAGUACCGAUGGAAACGCCCGAACCCCCCACGAAAGUCCUGUCAAAUGUGAGUGUGUAGCAGUGCAGCAACGCCAGCACCAGCGAGCGGCAGUUGUGUGUAGAGUGUCCUGCGUGAGAGAGGUUCGCCGCUGCACGCUCCUGGGUUGCUCACAUUGACAGUGGAGUGGCGUUGAUACAUUGCCCGUGGAUUCCCUUGGAUAAGCAUAACCUUGGAGCAGAGGAUCAUCGCCCAACAAAGACAUAGAGGCAGCAGCUCUGACGCCAGCCGGGCAGCAGCUGCUCACCAUGUGGCAGACCCAUCGACUCAUCCCACCCACCGUCCCUUCUCGAUGGGUGAGGUCAGGAUCAGCCAGCCAGACACGCGCCUCGACUCAUGCCAUGGGUGCUGCAGACCCUACCCUCCCACCCUCUUGUUAAUGCUCGCCACAUGUUACCAGUGAUCCGCCUGUCGGUAGCCUUGAGGCCUUACAAACGUCCCCUGCCUGCAUGGCGGUGACGGCCGGCCGGCUGACACACGAGUGCAUUGAGGUGCGGCGGCUGGCUGGCUGGCUCGCGUUGGCAGAUGUUGGCAGACUGAACUGGACUGGCUCUCCUUGUAGACGCCCUUUGUUGUUUUGGUAUCUUUUGGACAUCACAAGAAACAGAUGUGUGGCCUCCGGAGCUGAGAUUUCCCCCACCAGCCAUGCACGGGUUGAUGGUGAGCCUAUGUCAGCGGCGGGACCAAGGGCAGUGGAAGAGUCACACCCGUGCACGAAGAUGAGGUACUCCGAGAUGCCUAGAGACAUAUCCUGUGAUAGCCUUGCUGCCCUCCGCAUCAAUGAGAGUGUGAUGGACAGCGAUGAUGACGAGGAGCGCAGCAGUGGUUGUGGGGGUGGGAGGAACAUGGCCAUGCCCAUGUGUGCUCGUGGUACUUCUCCCCCAUCUUCUGUGUACCGAAAGGUAGUUCAAGAAUCAUACUACGACACAAGUGACAGCAUGAAGGCAUUGACAAAAGCUGCAUAUAGUUAUGGAACACUACCAAGAAUCCACAGUCACAAGUCAGCCAGUUUGCCAGCUAGAGGAAAGGAUACUGAGUCUCCCCCAGUGUUGGAUGUGUUGCGUGUGCUACCUGAAGAUCUUGCAACACAGAUCACCCGAAUGGACUUCCCAGUAUUCAAGGCAAUCACUCCUGAGGAGCUCACCUCAUGUGGAUGGACUAAAAAGGACAAGUUAAAAUCCUCUCCAAAUGUUGUUGAAUUCACUCGUAGAUUCAAUCAUGUGAGCUUUUGGGUGGUGCGAGAGAUACUAAAUGCUGGAGGAGUGAAGCAUCGAGCCGAAAUGAUGACUCAUUUUAUAAAGGUUGCAAAAAAACUCAAUGAACUUCACAAUUUCCAUUCUCAAUUUGCCAUUGUCAGUGCUCUUCAAUCUGCCCCAAUUUACAGGUUAACUAAAACUUGGGCUGCCCUCUCUCGCAAGGAUCGACAGCAUUUUGAGCGCAUGACGGAACUUUUUAGCGACAAGAACAACUGGGAACAACUACGCAGUCAUGUGUCCAGUCUCAAGCUACCCAUGAUACCUUACCUUGGUUUGUUCCUCACUGAUCUCGUAUACAUCGACAUGGCUCAUCCUCAUUUUGGGGGUCUGGAGUCUGAGCAGCGACAGUUAAAGAUGAACAACAUUUUAAGGGUGUUGGCAGACUACCAAAGAUCAGACUACUCUGCUCUGCCACACCUACAGCAUGUGCAGGCAUACCUUGCCUCUGUCAGAUACAUCGAGGAACUUCAGAAGUUUGUAGAAGACGAUCACUACAAGCUGUCCUUACAGUUAGAGCCCAAUACUCCAGGCAGCAGCAAUAGUGCAAGCAAAGACAGUGUGGCUGACGCUGCUGGUGGGAUCAGCUCGCUCAACGUGUCACCCUCUUCCCGCCCGGGUGUGGGUCGACCACCAGCUCCCCCACCCACUUACUCCUGCCCAGCGCAUGGUUCACAGUCCAAGUUUGUCCCAACACACAGGAAGGCUCGAAGUCUAGGAACUAAUCAUCCAAGUCAGAAUUUGCAAAUACUAUGUGACAGGCGGACAUCUUGCAGCAGUAUUCACAUGUAUCUCAGCCAGAUCAUAUUCAAAGGAUGUUCGGGGUCAAGUGAAGGAACACGCUGUGACUCUGUGAACAGCCUAGCAAGCCAUGAGCCAGGCUGCCCCUCAGCUCAGGGAACACAAGGCUCAAGGCACUUGCUGGAUGACUCUGAGCUAGACCCUCCUCCACCUCCUCAACAUGACUGCACCUCCCCACCCUCACACACACUCACCCGCACUUGGUCAGGUCUGUCAUCUGAUUCUGACACAGAGGUAGUGUUUGAAGUGAGUGGAGAGGAGUGUGGAGUACAGGGGCCUCUGAGGCGCAAGACAGUUAUCAAGGAUGGACGUCGACCAGCUGUAUCUGCCUGGCAUAGAUACUGGGUCCAAUUGUGGGGAGGAGCUUUAGUGUACUACCACCCGAAGAGUCUUACUUCCCGGGGCCAAGAACGUGCUGACUUCAAGACAUCCCCAUGCAAACUGCAGCCUCUGAUGGGGUCAGAGGGCAAGCUGGUGUUGGUUGGCCCACAUGAUGCACAAUCCCAGCCUGAUGUGUUUCAGGUUAGGGUUUACUCCUUGCUUUCUGACCCUGCCAAGGCCACAAUAUACAAGUUUCGGGCCCCCUCUGUGUCUGCUGCCAAAUCAUGGAUCUCGAACCUUCAACAAGCUCUUUCAGAAAACACUCAAUUACCACCAGACUCUUUGGAAAACUUAAUGACAUUUGAGUAAUUAAAUCUGUUUGCAUUUUUAAGUGUUAAAACUGUAGAUUAAUGAUGAAAUGAGCAUAAACAUGCAUAUGCUUACAUCAAAAUAAGAAAAAAACUAAAUUAUGUUCUUGACUGUAUGUGGUAUUUAUUUGUAUUACAAGUUAAUCAACUCCAGCCCAGAGAAACUAUUUGCAUACAAACAGCAGUGUAUUUCACUUUGCUUUCAGUUAGCAAAAUAUUUUAUUUUGCAAAAAAUGUUGUUACUUUUCUCUUUUUGUAUAUUUCAAUAGGUAUAGAAAAGCUUGGAGUAUAUAGUUUUAUAUAGAUUUUAGGAACUGAGGAGAGUGAAAUUACUGCCCUUAUUUUUUUUUUUUUUUUUUUUUUUUUUUUUUUUUUUUUUAGUAGCUUUGUGCCAGUAUGAUCAGGAUCCAGUCAGAGUAAUGGCACCUUGUGUUUUACAAAAAGGUAAACCAAAUAGUUAAUCAAGGAGACAAUUUCUGACUUACAGUGGUCCUGGAAACCUGGUGUUGUAUUUGUGAGAAUACAGGAAAAUAGUUUCAAAAGGAUGAGUGUAGUCAUGUUGGUUAGUUCCUGGUGCUGAAGGAGUGCCAGUAAUGGUCAGAGAAACAUAAGUCUAGUCUUGCUACAGUCUUAACUGCCAAAGGAGUUAUGUGGUUACUUGUGUGAUACCACAGAUAAAGUAUUUAUAACGGAUCAUUAAAGGGAUGUAUGUCAUAAAAUGUACAAGAAAAUUUAUCCUGAUACAUAAUAUUACUGUCAGUCCAUUACAAGUAAUAAAUUUGUGAGGUUUCACAAGUUC
Molecule: messenger RNA, 3655 nt
Organism: Eriocheir sinensis (Chinese mitten crab)
Lineage: Eukaryota; Metazoa; Arthropoda; Malacostraca; Decapoda; Varunidae
Product: ras-specific guanine nucleotide-releasing factor RalGPS1-like
Exons: 17
Coding region: 563-2857 (764 amino acids)
Biological process (GO): positive regulation of GTPase activity; Ras protein signal transduction
Cellular component (GO): plasma membrane
Molecular function (GO): guanyl-nucleotide exchange factor activity
Source: RefSeq, a predicted model, not a curated record